Molecule: messenger RNA, 882 nt
Organism: Trifolium pratense (red clover)
Lineage: Eukaryota; Viridiplantae; Streptophyta; Magnoliopsida; Fabales; Fabaceae
Product: partner of Y14 and mago-like
Exons: 4
Coding region: 105-782 (225 amino acids)
Biological process (GO): exon-exon junction complex disassembly
Cellular component (GO): exon-exon junction complex; cytoplasm
Molecular function (GO): RNA binding
Source: RefSeq, a predicted model, not a curated record
AAUUUAAGUGAAUGAUCUGAACACGGUUAAAAUUUAAGGUUGUACUUUGUGUUUUCUUUUAUACACAAAGGUUGUACUUUGUUGAAGAAUUGCUUGGAAAAUCUAUGAGUGAGAGAGAAAGAGAAAGAGUGAUGUCGAGCAGUGACAGAGGCGAAGAUCAAGUGAAGAAGCAGAAUCAGCAACAGCAGCAAGGUGAACGGAUUCUCGCCCCGACCCGUCGACCCGAUGGAACAUACCGAAAACAAGUUCGCAUCAGAGCCGGUUAUACCCCUCAAGAUGAAGUCGCUAUUUAUCAACCUAAACCUGCCCUAAUGAGAAAGGAAAUGGCUUCACACAUUGGUCCUCCAGGUUAUGACCCUCAAUUGGAUUCUAAACCAAAAACCAAAGCAGUUAAGAGGAAUGAAAGAAAGAAGGAAAAGAAACGCCUUCAGGCAAAUGAAAGUAACUUAGAACCAACUGUAGUUGAAGAUAGUAGUAUUAAGCAAGAAGCUGUCGUUUCAUUAACUUCUCAGAUCAAUGAACUAGCUGUUUCUGGAGAUACCUCAAUUGUUACUCCUACCACCAAUUCUGUAGAAGCUUCAGAGCCAAUUGGCUCGGCUCAAGAUUUGGACAAAAGAAUACGAGCACUGAAAAAGAAGAUUCGACUUACGGAAGCACUACAGGAGAAAACCGCAGAGCAAGAUUUAAAGCCGGAGCAGUUAGAGAAGCUAGCAAAACUGGAAGAUUGGCGUAAGGAGCUAAAACAAUUGGAGGAUAAUAAGGCUGAAAUAUCGGCAGCGUGAUUAAAGUGUUAAAAUUAGGAUGAUAAGAAUUUGUAGUUCUUAAUGUUUCUUGGUUGGAUAUAAACUCUAAAUCAGUAAAUCAAUCAAGGAUUUUCUUUUC